Molecule: messenger RNA, 2886 nt
Organism: Selaginella moellendorffii
Lineage: Eukaryota; Viridiplantae; Streptophyta; Lycopodiopsida; Selaginellales; Selaginellaceae
Product: pentatricopeptide repeat-containing protein At4g39530-like
Exons: 1
Coding region: 1-2886 (961 amino acids)
Biological process (GO): RNA modification
Molecular function (GO): RNA binding; protein binding
Source: RefSeq, a predicted model, not a curated record
AUGGGCCUGGUGGUGGCAAACAGUGUGGUGGACAUGUACGCCAAGUGUGGCAGCUUGGCAUUGGCACGCCAAACGUUUGAGAGGAUGCGGCAGCGCAGCGUUGUGUCGUGGAAUUCUCUCAUCAUGGGCUGUGCUCGCGGCGGCCAAGCGCACGUUGCUCUGCGACUGUUUGGCCAGAUGCGAAACCAAGGCUUCUUGCCCGACGCUCGGACUCUCCUGGCUGCUCUCAAGGCUUGCACUGCUCUCCUGCUCGAGGAUACGAGCAAGGGGCAGAAGAAGAUGAUGGCGAUGGAGCAUGGGAGAGCUGUCCAUUCCCUUGUUUCAAAGUCCGGGCUCGAGGCAGACGUGUUUGUUGCAAGCGCGCUGGUGGAUUUGUUCUCGAGAGGUGGCGAGUUGGCGGAAGCGCGCAGGAUCUUUGAGAGAACGGUAAAUCGUGAUGUGGUUCUAUGGAAUGCCAUGAUCGGGGCGUACGCACGCAGCGACGAGGCUAGCGACUGGCACACCGCGUUGGAGAUGGUGGAACGCAUGCAACGCUGUGGAGGCGUCCAGGCAAAUGCUGCUACGUUUGUGGCGGCCCUGGGAGCUUGCAUUUCCCUUGCUACCACGGAGCAAGGAUGCUAUCAGCUUGACGGCGGAGGUGGCAACGCCAGGCUUGUCAAGACGGCUGCUCUCGAAAAGGGGCGAGCUCUACACGCCCGCAUUGUAGAGAGUGGCCACGUUCUGGAUGUGUUUGUAGCGAACAGUUUGGUGGACAUGUAUUCGAAGUGUGGAGCACUCACGGAUGCUCGCUCCGUCUUUGACAAGGUGGUGCACCGGGACACGGUUCUUUGGAACAGCAUGCUUAUGGCUUACUCUCGGAACGGACAUGGCGACAAGUGCCUUGAAGCCUUUUCGGCAAUGAAAGAGGAGAGCUGCGAGCCAGAUGCCCGGACGUUCGUUGCUGUGCUCAAGGCCUGCGCCUGUGAAGAACACAAAGCUGGAAGCGUAGACAAGCGAAGGGGUAUUCACUCCCAGCUUGUCAGGAGAGGGGUGGAGGCGGACGUGUACGUUGCGAGCACUCUCUUGGAGAUGUACUCGGCAUGCGGCAGGCUCGACGAUGCGUUUCAAGUAUUCGACAGCAUGCCUUCGCACGAUCAAGUGUUGUGGAACGCCAUGAUCCAAGGCUGUGCUUCUUGUGGACACGGUGACGCAUCUCAUAUUUUGUUUCAGCGCAUGCAAGACGAAGGAUACUUACCCGGCUCUGGAACUUUUGCCGCUGUGCUCAACGGGUGUGCAAACUCAAGCGGGCGUUCCAAGCCAGAGCUUUUGAAACGAGUAAGGGACAUUCACUCUCGGCUUUCAAAGAGCACGGAGGGAGCGGGCCUCCUAGGCAGCACUCUGAUCGACGCCUAUGCAAGGUGUGGUGCUUUUGACGAGGCUCGGCAGGUGUUUGAAGCAAUGCCGCGGCAGCACCGGGACAUCGGAUCGUGGAAUGCGCUCGUCCUGGGAUAUGUUGACAAUGGUGACGCACGCUCCGCGCUCGACGCGUUUGCACGCAUGAAAGCGGAGGGUGUUUUACCAAACGCUCGAACUUUUGCUGCCGUUCUCAAGGCCUGUGGAAGCAUCGGGGAUUUGGAACGCGGCAGAGGCAUCCAGACCGAGAUCCGCAGCGCCGGGUUAGACAACGAUGGCACUCUCGGGAGCAGUAUGGUUGGUUUCUUUGCGAAGUGUGGAAGCAUAGCAGAUGGUCGGGAGGUCUUUGACAAGCUGCAAGUCCGUGACGUGUCGUGCUGGAACGCGAUGAUAUCUGGCUAUGCUCAAGCCGGUGAUGGAGGAGAGGCUUUGAGUUUGUUUAGACGCAUGCAAGACGAAGGCUUUACACCGAGUUCCAGGACUUUCAUGGCUGCGCUAAGUGCUUGCUCAUGUGGAGCUUCUAAAGCAGGUCCUGGUGGCGGAGAGGACGUAAAAGCAUGCUACUUGGAGGAGGUCAGGGGUCUCCACUCGCAGCUUGUUGACAAUGGACCUGAGCUUGAUGCAUUUUUGGGAAGUAGCCUCAUCGAUGCGUAUAGCAAAUGUGGGAGCACACGAGAGGCACUGGAGGUUUUCGACCGGAUGCCCGAGCGCAACGUCAACCUUGUUACCUGGAAUGCCAUCAUUCUUGGCUGUGCUCAUAACGGCGAGCCUGACUGCGCGAUGCAGCUCUUCUCACGCAUGAAACGCCAAGGGGUUAGACCGGAUGCUCUGACUUACGCUGGAGCACUCCAAGCCUGUGGCAGCAAAGGGGACUUGGAGGCCGGACGGACGAUUUCCGACGAGGUGCGCGGUUCCGGACUGAUGGAGGAGAAGAACGUCCUGGUAGCAAGCUCUCUAAUCAGUUUCUUUGGCAAGUGCGGGAGCAUGGUGGACGCCCAACACAUAUUCGACUCCUCGGCUGCAUUCCUUGCCAAGGAGUCUGUGGCAUGGAACUCACUCAUGACGGGUUACAGCCACCAGGGAGACGCACAGCGCGUGUUUGGCCUCUUUGACGAUAUGCUGGAGCGACGCUUGCAGGUGGACGGUUUCACCUUCCUGUCGCUCCUCACGGCAUGCGGGCGCGCGGGCCUGGUCGACCAGGGGAAGCACUACUUCCAACUCAUGGCCUCCCCGCGCUUCAGCAUUGCUCCCUGGUACGAGCACUACAGCUGCAUGGUGGACUUGCUGGGGCGUUCUAAUCGCCUAGAGGAAGCGGCUGCGUUGGCAAUGGAGAUGCCGGUGAAGGGAUUGAGCGUGUGGAAGAGUCUGCUGGCGUCGUGCCAGAGGUGGAAGAAUGUUGAGGCAGCAAAGGUGGCGUUCGAGGCGAUACAGAAACUGGACGACCGUGAUAGCGCAGCUUACGUGCUCAUGGCGAACACGUAUGCAUCCGGCUGA